Arabidopsis thaliana (thale cress) is the source of this 634-nucleotide messenger RNA. RefSeq lists its product as uncharacterized. Lineage: Eukaryota; Viridiplantae; Streptophyta; Magnoliopsida; Brassicales; Brassicaceae. The record is from RefSeq and is marked reviewed. The transcript has a single exon. Bases 89 to 634 code for a protein of 181 amino acids.
GGAGACGGCUCCUCCGAUCUCAGAAGGAAGGGUUCCGUUGAGAAGAUUACUACUAAGAUCAAGAAUCUCAGCGACUUUCAAUCCUCCAAUGCCGGUGGGUAUGGAACCGAAGAGAGAGUUGGUGGACAUAUUGAGCUGCAACAAACUUGUGAGAAUCCAAAUGUUAGACGGUAAUUCACCGGUGAAGCCGUUUGAAGACAGAUCGAGGACCCGGAGACCUUGGAGGAAUCCAACGAUGGGCAUAAUGGUGUCGUUCCCUGAUCUUUUGUGGAGGCUAAAUCUGGAAAGCGAGGAACUUUCAGAGUUUCCGGUGAACAUCCACUUAAGCACAUCUCCGGUGAAUGAAUUCUUGCUGACAUCAAUGGAGAUUAGGUUGGAGCAGUUGGAGAGAGUCUGUGGGAGCUCUCCAGCGAGCAUGUUUGCGGAUAGAUUGAGAUCCUUCAAAAACUCGAGAUUUCCGAGGGAGAAUGGGACAGUGCCGGUGAAGUUGUUGGCGGAGAGAUCAAGAAUCUCGAGAGUGGCAAUGUCGCCGAUCCAAUCAGGGAUUUCUCCGAUCAGAGAGUUUCCUCGCAGACGGAUGGAGCUGCAAGAGCCCAGGCUUUUCAUCGAAUCCGGAAGAUUCCCGGAGAAGUAG